This is a messenger RNA of Selaginella moellendorffii, 3269 nucleotides long. RefSeq names its product UTP:RNA uridylyltransferase 1. The coding region runs from base 256 to 3009 and encodes 917 amino acids. NCBI's taxonomy places the organism in Eukaryota, Viridiplantae, Streptophyta, Lycopodiopsida, Selaginellales, Selaginellaceae. The record is from RefSeq and is a predicted model, not a curated record. Gene Ontology annotation, molecular function: RNA uridylyltransferase activity. The transcript has 7 exons.
GGAGCUUUGGCUAGGGUACAAGCAUUUCUAGGUUUCUUCGCGGCUAUGGCGGACAGGGGAGGAGCAGGCAAUAGCGUCGCAAGCACGUUUUAUUCCGGCAGCGCCGGCGAUGAGCCAGGCGAUCGUGUGGAUUUCUCUCAUCUCCGCGGCCGGGGCAGCUAGAAAAUAGGGGCGCAUUCGAGAGUUUCGGGAUUUCUGGGGCGAUCAGUCAUGUAGCGGGCGGUGAUUCUCUGACUGGGAGCGUGGAAGUCAGCCAUGACGUGGAAUCCGCCACAAGUUCGUCCUCCAAACUUGUCCGCCUUGGUUGCCACUACGCAGUCCGAGGAUGAACUGGGCCUGGACGUUUCUUCUCCCAGCGGCGAUUUGCUACUCCAUUUUCUCAAGAGCGGUGGGGGCGACGAGCAGCUGAGAAGCAGUAGCAGCGAUUCCUGGCAGCUACAGGAUCCAGCAGUCGCAGCUCACGGUCCCAGCCACAGCUUCGCUCCUCCUGGAGGAUCUGGAGGAGGGGGAGGAGGAGAAGUUCCUCCUCCACGACCACUCUACGUCCCGGCAAUAAGAUUUGGUGGGUGGUCACCUCACUUCCAGCAGCACCAAGACCCACUUUUUCCUUCGGAUCCGUUCUUGACUCCGUCGGACCACGGAUUUCUUCGCUCGUUUGCUCCGCUUCCAGUCGAGAGACCGUUCCACCCGCCAGUGCCGUAUCCUUUUCCAAAUGCUCCGACUUUCCAGGCUGCCGAGAAUAUGGUUCAUCCGCCACAUUCGUCUGGGGAGCUUAAAGUUCGUCCUGGUCCUGGCCUUCACUUUGGUUCCCCGGUUUUUGGACCGAGUGCUGCAGAGAGCUCGGACUCUAAACGCGCCGUGGAGCAGCCAAGAAGAUCGGUUACACCUGUGAAGGAUGACAAGCAGCAGUUCUACGGCAACGGUUCCGAGCUUCUUCAGUUGUUACAAGGUGGUCCUGGUCGUGUGAAGCCCACAUCCUCGACAAAGCUGGAUGCUACAUCGGACAGUGGGGACUCUGGAGAGCCAUCGAAGAAAGGAAGUCCAUCUACACUUCACGGCCCCAUAGGACCCCCGAGGCGUCAAAUCAUUUCUCCACCGGAGAGUCCAAAUGACAUCCUUGGACGUAUGUGGGCUGCUCCUCCCUCGUCGAGGCACGCAUUGUUUGACGGAGAAGGCGAACUCAAACCGUCAGCUAGCCACCGGAGUUUGAGUGCUGAAGUGAACGAGACGUCUGGAGAAGUUGAUGGAGGUGGAGCGGCUGGUUUCUCACUUUUGAAGCGAAGAGGAUCGGAGCCUGCCUCCUCGAGACAGCCUUUGAACGGCUACGACUAUGUCGACUCUAAGGCGAAUGAAAAGCCGAGGACGAACUCAGCAUCCGGAAGACUACAGGAGUAUCGUGGGAGAUACGCGAAUGGAGAGGCAGAAUUUGAGCCAGGAAGCGAUGACUUUCGAGGUGCGGGAAGGCGCCGAGGUACCGGCCGCACUGACGCCAGACGCGGUGGUCGGGGUUCUGCUGGCCAGUGGAUUGCGGUAAAUGAGAGGCAGAGAGAUGCUGAGCCAAGUGACAUCACCUCCUGUGAUGUCUCUGAUGCAAGGGACGAGUCGUUUAAAUCUUCAAACGGGACUCACUCGAAGGCGAGGAGAAAACAUCAACAGGAAUGGAGAAUAAAACAGGCCGACUCGAAGGCAGCAUUUCCAGCGGAGAAGAAGCCAGACUACAAGUUUCCAAAGGCACGCUCGUUGGCUUCCCAACUUGAACAUCCAGGUUUACCAUCGGGAAGUACGCAAAACUCUUCAGUUGGGGCAGCUUUUGAGGAGUCUAAGCAGAGGCUCCAUAAUCUAGAUGCUUUGGAAGAAGAAGACGUGACGGCUUCAUUAGAUCUCGAGGAGCUACAAAUUGACGGUCACCGUCGAGAGGGUAAAGCUCCGCAGUUCUUUAAGCCAAAGGAGAACCGUUUCAGGGAGUCCAGGCGUGUCAUUCCCAUGCACAGACGUGAUCUUCUUUACCGACUGGAUUUGCAGAAUUUCACGCGUGAGCUUCUCUCCCUCUACGACGAACUUAUACCGACCGAGGAAGAAGAGGUCCGGAGAAGGAAGUUCUUCUCAAAGCUUGAGUCCCUGUUCGAGAGGGAGCUCCCGGGAACACGCCUCUUUCUUUUCGGAUCGUGUGUCAAUGCGUUUGGAGUUUGUAACAGUGACAUCGAUGUUUGCCUCUCCGUUGAUGAAGAAGAACCGAACAAGAUCGAACUUGUGGUUCAAAUGGCAACUAUCCUCGAGUCAGAUGCCAUGUUAAACGUACAGGCGCUGACGCAUGCUAGAGUUCCGAUAGUGAAGUUUACGGAGCCUGCAACUGGCAUCUCUUGUGACAUCUGUGUGAACAACACGCUGGCGGUCGUGAACUCGAAGUUACUGCACGACUAUGCUCAAAUCGACGUGCGCCUGAGACAGCUAGCUUUCAUGGUGAAGCACUGGGCUAAGAGACGACAAGUAAACGAUACUUAUCGCGGAACUCUCUCGAGUUAUGCCUAUGUGUUGAUGUGUAUACAUUUUCUUCAGCAAAGGAGACCGCCGAUACUCCCGUGUCUUCAGGAAAUGCGACCCACGUAUGAAGUGAAAGUGGGAAGCAUCAGAUGCGCGUAUUACGAUCAAGUCGAGACGCUGCGUGACUUUGGAGCCGACAACAAGGAAACUUUGGGAGAACUACUGACUGCAUUUUUUGAUUAUUGGGCUUGCCAACACGACUACAACCACUCGGUUAUAUCCGUCCGAACUGGAGGAUAUCUCAGCAAGAACGAGAAAGAGUGGACACGACGCAUUGGCAACGAACGCCACCUCAUCUGCAUAGAGGACCCGUUCGAAGUGACGCACGAUCUGGGCCGGGUUGUGGACAAGCACAGCAUCAAGGCACUCCGUGCGGAAUUCUCUCGAGCAGCAAACGUGGUCGCCUUCGAUUUCAAUCCCUGGGCCACGCUGUUCGAGCCUUACAUCCCAUCAGAGAACACCCGGUGAUAUGACCGGAUGGACCAGACUGGUUUGGAAGAAGCGAAAGCAACGCUCGGUCUGGACGAUCGAUGCAUUCCAUCAACGCAAAGUUACUUAUGGAGGAAGGAACUUGAUGACAAUGAAGAAGAAGCCUGUGGAGUGGCGAGAGAGAGAGACGCUCGCUGUGGCUUUUGUAUAUAACGCAUAAGUGGCUCCGGAAUGGAGGAGGCCUGGCCUGUGAUCCUCUUUUCUUUUUCCCUUGGAAGAGAUCAAAAAGUUUGGGGUCA